Messenger RNA from Zea mays, 1819 nucleotides. RefSeq names its product putative receptor-like protein kinase. The coding region runs from base 198 to 1664 and encodes 488 amino acids. Lineage: Eukaryota; Viridiplantae; Streptophyta; Magnoliopsida; Poales; Poaceae. Gene Ontology annotation, biological process: protein phosphorylation. Gene Ontology annotation, molecular function: ATP binding; carbohydrate binding; protein kinase activity. The transcript is spliced from 7 exons. The record is from RefSeq and is a predicted model, not a curated record.
AAGCUCCAUCGGCCCGCAUCAUGCGCAUGUCGUGCACAUUACAGUAAUCGCGUAUUCCAGCUGCUAUAUAUGUGUAUAUAUACGGCUCUCCCUAGCUCGCUCCCAUGGUCGCACAAAGUUGGCACUCGAUCCGUUCUAGCUGCUGGUUCUUCCUACGCUAGCUUAUUCAUAUAUAAUUUGCAGAAGGAUUAUUGGAGAUGGAAAUGCAGUCGACGGCCGCUGGAACUUUGGCACAAUCGCAGGCUGCAGCAGCUGGGACUGGGAAUAGCUUCACGUACGCGGACCUGCACGCCAUCACGGAUGGUUUCUCUGAUGAAAUCGGCCGUGGUGGUUUCGGAGUGGUUUAUCGGGGGAAACUGCCGCAGCCUGAUGGGGAAGAGGUCGCCGUGAAGAGGCUGACGACGACGACGGACAACAACAACCCCAAGCAACCGGCCGGCGACGACGAUGAUGAGCAGUUCGAGAAGGAGCUCGGAGCGGUCAGGAGCAUCCAGCACGAGAACAUCGUGGAGUUCGUUGGCUACUGCAACGGGUAUACACCGUCGUCCACUGUUCUGCCUGACGGACGCCCUGUCUACAGAAAGAUAAGAGCCCUCUGCUUCAAGUACAUGGAGAAGGGAAGCCUGAGGAAGCAUGUCGCUGAUGAAUCACUUGAUUGGCAGUCACGCUAUGAGAUCAUCAAGGGGGUCUGCGAGGGUUUGAACCACCUCCACAGCAAAGGCAUUGUUCACAGGGACUUGAAGCUUGACAACAUACUCCUGGACGGUGCCAUGAAGCCGAAGAUUGCGGAUUUUGGUCUGUCGAGAUUCAUGGGCGCGCAAGAAACCACCCGGAUCACGAGAAACAUUGUAGGGACGUUUGGAUGCAUGCCACCCGAGUUCUUCUGCGAUGGGCAAUACUCCAAGUCGUUUGACGUGUACAGUCUGGGCACUGUGAUCAAAGAAAUACUAGCAGGACCUGCUGCUGCCGACGACGGCUCCAUCUACGGCUACUACGAUCCCCUCAAAAAGGCAAGUGAGUACUGGGAGCAAAGGCUGGUGGAGGAUGCAGAUGUGCAAAGAGUGAAGGCCUGCAUCGAGCUAGUGCCACUAUGCUGGGGUCUGGACAGGAAGAAAAGGCCCACGAUAGAGAGGGUUCUCGAUACGCUGAAUUAUACAGACAUUUCAGUUCAGAAAGAACAGCACUACUACUGUUCCCGGUCGUCUGGACCGCAGCCUGAGAAGAGCAGGCUGGAGGGAGGAGCAGGAGGCGAGCUCCGCGACAUCGACAUGGAGGUGACGCCGCCGCCGCACCGCCUCAAGGCGGUGUGGCUCAAGCACGGCGCGGUCAUCGACUCGCUCCAGUUCUCCUACACCGACUGCGACGGGCGUGAACAAGGCGCAGGUCCAUGGGGCAGCCAAGACGCCUGGGACAAGGUUCUUCAGCUCGAGCCCUACGAGUUCCUGGUCGGAGUCUCCGGGACGACGGGCGGGUACGCGGGCCUGCCGACGAGCGUCAUAAGGUCGCUGACGUUUGUCACCAACGUGAGGACCUACAGGACGCGCGGGGCGCCCGUGGGAGACCCCUUCGCGUUGGAAGCGCCUGCCGGGUCCUGCAUCGUUGGCUUCCACGCGCGCGCUGGGCACUUCCUCGACGCGCUCGGUGUCUACCAUCGCCCUAUCUAAGUACACGCGCUUCGUUAAAUUCAUUCGUCAACGCUGGCUGGCUGGCUGCUAGUACUGCUCUACUUCGUCGUCCAGCAUCCGCCUCCGAUCCAAUGCAAGAUUUGUUUGCUUUUCGUCUCGAAAUUACAAUGACCGUACCGCCGGCUGCAUGCAUA